Messenger RNA from Ascochyta rabiei, 1295 nucleotides. RefSeq lists its product as uncharacterized. The coding region runs from base 228 to 1295 and encodes 355 amino acids. Lineage: Eukaryota; Fungi; Ascomycota; Dothideomycetes; Pleosporales; Didymellaceae. The record is from RefSeq and is a predicted model, not a curated record. The transcript has a single exon.
AUGGGGCUCAUUCAGCAUGUUGUGCGUCAGGAUGAUGGCAGCCUGGAGGUAUGACAGCAAGCUCACAGACAGAGAUGCAGACUGAUUGACAAAGGGCUACAGUUGUCAUCGGGCUUUCUUGCACAAUCACGCCAACCGGAGAUGAUUGUAGGCAACGUCGUUGUCCAGACCGUCGGUUCUCUCUUCUUCUUUGCGAGAGCAUAUUCCCGAGUCGCUAUCACCAAAUCAUGGAGAGCAGAAGACCAUGUCCUUGCGUUAGCCUGGGUAGGUACAAUGCAAUCCUCUUGACCUUCAUUAAACUCACGCUUCAGCAGCUAUUUUGCACGGGCUUCAGCGUCUGCCAGUACGGUCAAAUCAGCAACGGUGCUGGAAGCCAUGCCGCUGCGACAGCCAUUAAAAACCCUCAAGCACACAUCACGGCACGGAAAUACGCCUACGCGGCCCAGAUCAUUCUCUUCCCGGCUCUCUCACUGUCGAAGUUCAGCAUAUGCCUUACCUAUCUCCGCAUUUUCUACUUUGAUAAACGCGGACGAUAUAUGAUUCAGGCACUGAUGGUCCUUCUUGUCCUUCUGAUUGUGCCCUUCGGUUUCCAAGUUACAUUCCAGUGUCGACCAGUGCACGUUUAUUGGACUGAAGGGCGACCGGCUGCCAAGUGCAUUCAAGAUCUACCAGGCUUUAUACUCAGCGGUAGCCUCAACAUAUUUGUCGAAGUUGCGCUCAUGGCCAUUGUUUUACCUCGUGUUCUCGAACUAAAGCUGCAUCCACGACAAAAGUGGGCACUGACCAGCAUCGUGCUUCUCGGCUCACUGGUUGUAGCUGCCGGUAUAGUACGCAUGGUGCGGGUUGGCACCGCAAUCGAGAUGCCGAAUUUCGAGCCUAGCUGGGACUCGUAUGAUGUGUCAAUCUGGACAUCCACGGAAAUUUAUGUCAGCUUGCUAUGCGCCUCUGCGCCCGGCAUCAAACCAUUUGUUGUAAAGAUUCUGCCCAAAUUACUUGGAUCAUCUUCACGAAGUCGCACGCGAACGACCGGUGGCGUGAGUUAUGGUAUUGAACUGGGUCUCAGCUCUAAAUGGAAAAGGACAACUAUCGGCAGCACGCGUAUGAACAGACGACCGAGCGAAACAGCACUUUCAACUGCUGAUGGACCAUAUACUCAAGUCGGAGGUGGCGUAGAUGCUUACAGCCUGGGCAGACAGAGCAAAGAAAGACCAACAACAGCGACCAGCGAGGGCGAAAGUAGCCAUGGUCAUAUUCACAAGACAAGCAAGAUAUCGUUGCAGAACCAUGUAACAUAA